Ricinus communis (castor bean) is the source of this 1892-nucleotide messenger RNA. Its product is annotated as zinc finger protein VAR3, chloroplastic. NCBI's taxonomy places the organism in Eukaryota, Viridiplantae, Streptophyta, Magnoliopsida, Malpighiales, Euphorbiaceae. Bases 126 to 1799 code for a protein of 557 amino acids. The record is from RefSeq and is a predicted model, not a curated record. The transcript is spliced from 6 exons. Gene Ontology annotation, cellular component: cytoplasm. Gene Ontology annotation, molecular function: mRNA binding.
GUGUGGAAGAGAAGAGAAGAACAGACAGUUCCCUAUCAUUCUCAACCCGACGGUUACAACCUGGAAGAAGACUUCAAAUAGCGGUUGCAUACUGAACCUCCCGCCAGAUCAGAAAACCUAUUCAAAUGCAUAAAAUCUUUAUAACUCAUUACAAAUUUCUUCAUUACACCCUCCGUACUUACUCUAAAAUUCCCAAUUUUCUUUUACCCAUUUCACAGCAGCUACACAGUAUCUCCAAAACCUUAAAUCCCAGUUCAAACUUGGACUUCGUCUUCAAUGAAGUUAAGGCUCUCAAUUCUUCAAAACCCACUAGCCAACUAGCUCAUCCAUCAUCAAAAGCUAAUGAGAUUUCUGGUUAUAGUAAUCACACUAAAAGGAAUGACUCGGUCGUUCAGAUUUCACAUCCUUGGCCUGAAUGGGUAGAUUUGAUGGAAUUUUUGUUGAAGAGAGGGUACUUUGAAGCCAAUGAGAACCCAUUUUUAAAUGGAGAAUUGGGUACCAAAGAAACGAACUGGAUUAGAACUGCAUGCCUCAAUUUUGCCCGGGAUCAGUAUGAGCUUAUAAGGGUUUUCUCACGGAGAGAUAUCCACAUCAUCGCAGGAUGCGGCUGCCCAAGCAUAGAUAGGAAGGUUGUCAACUCAGGGAAGCGCCUUAGAGCACAUGUAGGCAUUGACGAAGGAAAUGUUUGCAGCUCCUGCAAGUUGAGGGGAGAUUGUGAAAGGGCAUAUGUCAAGGCACGUGAAAAUGAAGGCGGACGGACUGUGGAUGUCAUGCGCAUUCUUUUGACAUAUGGGCUUGAUUCCAUUUCUGGUACAUUGGAGAACAAGCCAUGUCAGAACAAAUUGGUUAAAGAGUCUGUGAAAAAGUUGCUGAAAGAAAUGCUGGAGCAUAGCAGCCAGCAACAUGAUUUCGAUCCCCCCAAUGCAAGACUGUCGAAAAAUGUUGAAUCUUUGCUACACUCGAAUGUUCCAGCAAAGCAAGGCGACUGGCUUUGCCCGAAGUGCAACUUUCUCAAUUUCGCAAGAAAUAUUAGGUGCUUGCACUGUGAUGGUUUAUUCCAAGAUAGACUACAACGACUACAGGAAGAUCAGGAUCAUCUACCACUGAAACGAGGAGACUGGAUUUGUGAAAAAUGCAAUUUCUUGAACUUCGCAAAGAAUACAAGAUGUCUACAAUGCAAAGAGAAACCUCCAAAGCGGCAGCUAAAUCCUGGGGAGUGGGAAUGCGAAUCGUGCAACUACAUCAAUUUCAGAAGAAAUAUGGUAUGCUUGAAAUGCGAUCAUAGAAGACCAAAGGCAUUGAGUUCUCCCAACAACAAAUCUACUAAACAUGACAAUGGAGACUAUCCCAAGCAUAGCAGAUUGAAGAUUAAUAACAGUGAAAACAAAGAUGCUGAUGAUAAAUGCAGCAAACAUGAUAGAAUAAAUCAAAUAAGAGGUGCAGGUAUGUGGAGAUUUGUGGAGGGAGAAAUAGAAGGUAAUGACUCAAAUUUAUGGGACAAGGAUUCUAGGUUUUUGGAUUUCCCAAUUGUGGGAGGUAAGAGCAGUUUGUCUCAAAAUGAACAGAAAAGGGAAAGGUGGAAGAUAGAGAUGCUAGAGAAUAGUAAAGCUGCUAAGAGAACAAGGGACAGUGAUGAAGUCAGAUACAAUGAUACCCAGAGAACAUUUAAGUACCUUGAGACUACUGAUGAUGAAGAUAUCGCUGACUGGUUUGGUCAUGCAAAGAAAAUGGAAUCAGAAUGUUCUCUUUCUGAGACUCAGAAACAUUCUGGAUUAGUUGAAGAUAUAUGCAAUUCGUAAUGUAUAAAACUGUGGAUUCAAAAUUCGUAAACUGGUCAAUAGUAAACUUAUUCAUUCAAUAUAUUAUAACACUGUACUACUGUACUUUGUGAA